This is a messenger RNA of Serendipita indica DSM 11827, 1296 nucleotides long. The record is from the annotation of a GenBank genome assembly. Lineage: Eukaryota; Fungi; Basidiomycota; Agaricomycetes; Sebacinales; Serendipitaceae.
AUGACGCGCGAAAACAUGGUGCCGUUACGGAUCACGGCUGGCCAGGAGCUCAACAACAAGUUUGGCGUCUUCAAGCAUUCAGACAUCAUCGGACUGCCUUAUGGGACGAAGGUGCCCUCCCACAGCGGCCGCGGCUUCGUCUACAUCCUCCGCCCAACGCCAGAACUAUGGACACUGUCGCUGCCCCAUCGAACUCAGAUCCUCUACUUAGCCGAUAUCGCAUUCAUCGUCAAUAGCCUUGACAUUCGCCCCGGCUCGUCCGUGAUUGAAGCUGGUCCGUACGCUCGUUUCCUCGAUCAGCUUCUCGGGUACACAUUCCCUCUCGCAGGCACUGGCUCGGGCUCGUUUUCUCACUCGGUUGCACGCACAAUUGGUAAUACUGGCCAUCUGUACUCGUUCGAGUUCCACCAGGAGCGCGCUGCAAAGGCCCGAUCCGACAUCAAGGGACGAGUUUGCCCGUCAUGGGAUGACAAUGGUACACCUGGAACACCGCAAUGUGGCGCUCGUUUGCCUCUAGACGGCUCGUCUCACCUCAGAUCCUCCUCCUCCUCUGUAGUCUUUCUCGAUCUUCCGGCUCCCUGGGAUGCUGUUCCACAUGCGAAAAUUGCCAUGAAGAAGGACCGUGCUACUCGCAUCUGCUGCUUCAGUCCUUGCAUGGAGCAGGUCCUGCGAACAGUCACGGCCCUCAACCAAUGUGGCUUCACCGACUUGACCAUGUACGAGACCCUCCUUCGGCCACACGACGUCCACCACGUCCCCAAACUCGUCUCAAUCGACACCAUCAUCGAGCAAGUCAAAUUGCAUGAAAUCAAGAAGGAACAGAGACGUCUCGAGCAGGUGGCCGCCUCUGACAGAAAGCGGAAUAGCCGUAAACGGAAGCGACAGGAGGACAACGAUAUAGCCGAGGAGGAUGGCCCCGAUCCAGAUCUAGGAACCGGUGAUCAGAAACGCAGAAGAGAUGUCGACGCAUCUUCACUCUCCACACCACUCACUGUCGCCCAGGUUCAAGUCGAACCAAAUACUGGCCCCGAACCAACCUCUUCCCUCAAAACGCGCAAAGAAUCGAGGUUGGCUGCCCUAGCCACAUCCACACCAAUGUCAAAGCCAAUGCCCGAAGUCCGGGGUCACACGUCGUAUCUCACUUUUGCCACCUUGCUACCCUUGGCAGAUGGUAAUUUCCAAGUUGGGAGUUCUAUGGUGGCAAAUGUACCCUCCGUAGACGCGACCUCCACUACAUUAGAUCGUCUGAUAGCCACAAUACCAGAAGAAAAUCUAGAACGCGCAUUGACUGGAUAA